Molecule: messenger RNA, 1421 nt
Organism: Bicyclus anynana (squinting bush brown)
Lineage: Eukaryota; Metazoa; Arthropoda; Insecta; Lepidoptera; Nymphalidae
Exons: 6
Coding region: 277-1209 (310 amino acids)
Cellular component (GO): membrane
Molecular function (GO): phosphatidylinositol bisphosphate binding
Source: RefSeq, a predicted model, not a curated record
UACCCUUGUAUGACACUAAUAUAGGUAGGUAGUAGGUACUUAUUAUAGUGCUGAUGAGACAAAGUUAGCAUCAAAUUCUCACGGCGCGUGCUCGUAGAAAUCACAUUUAAAUACUAAUGUAUUUAAAUUAUUUUUAAUUUAUUAGUAUCGGACAUACAUUCUUUUUAUAGUCAUAACCAGUUUUGAUAGUGGUCCGCCUUAGUCGCUAUGAUAUAAUUUCAUUGAGCUUCAUUGCGUGUCAGUAGUUAGUUGUGUAAACAUUGCAUCGCUUCAGUUAUGGAGACAAUACCGCAGAAUUCUUUAUUCGAAUUCAAUCCUGAUACUUUGGUUUAUUUGAGGAAGCAAUAUGAUCUGGACAAGCCCGGGAGGAUUGAAGAAGCAAUAGACAUACUUGAGGAGUGGAUUAAAAAGCAGAACCACUUUUUAGUUAAAAAUUUUCCACGAGACUACUUGGAACGAGCGAUCAUUAUUAGCAAGGGAUCUGUAGAACGCGCUAAGAUGAAACUGGAUAAAAUUUGCACUUUUAGAAGUAUUAUGCCACAUUUUUUUGAAGAAAUCAAUUUAAAAGACCCAGAGUUAAUUGAAGAAAUGUAUGGCUGUUUCCUGCCCAAACUCACAAAGGAUCAUUAUAGAGUAUAUUUAUUUAAAAGUAAGAUCAAAACACUUACAUCGGGUCUUCUUAACUAUUAUCGUUAUUUUUUCAUGCAAUGUGAAUACAUCCAAGCACAUGACUAUUGCAACGGUAUAGUGGCAGUAAUAGAUUAUACAGAUGCAAACAUGAUGGAAAUUAUCAAAUGGUUCAACGCAGUUGAUCUGCGAGAGUCGAUUACGAUUUUGAGGGAAGGUUAUGGUAUGAGGAUAAAGGGUAUCCACCUUAUAUCAGGUUCCAAAGCAUUAGACGCGGUUGUAGCCGUUUUCAAACAAGUAUUAAGUUCCAAGGUGGCUGGACGUUUGUAUACGCACAAAAGUAUCGAAGACGUAGCGAAUAUUGUAGACAAAGAUAUUGUUCCUGUAGAAUAUGGUGGCAAAGAAAAACCUCUGAUAGAAUUACAUAAUAAAAACUUGGAGGUAUUAUCUUCAAGCGGUUUCACUGCUCAUCUAAAAGAAAUGAGAAUGGCGAAAACCAAUGAAAAUUUGAGACUGUCUGCGACGCAAGCUGACCAGUAUUUAGGAAUGGCUGGAUCGUUCAGAACGUUAAGCGUUGAUUGAAUUUUGAAAAAAAAGAAGUAGUUUAGCAAAUUAAAAAAACUUAUCUAUGUAUAUUAUCUACAAAAUAUAGCUAAAACGCUCGCUACUACUAGUUAUACAAAAGUUAUAUCGUCGUCAUCAACCCAUAUUCGGCUCACUGCUGAGCUCGAGUCUCCUCUCAGAAUGAGAGGGGUUAAAAGUUAUAUAAUAUAAUAGUAAUAAAAUCAUAAUAA